AUGGGGAAGGUUCAGAAGAAGGCGAACGACAAACACAAGCUGUCCUUGUCGCCAGCGUUGGCAGAGUUCAUCGAGAAAACCACUACUCUACCGCUCGUGCAGUUGCCAAAGCAUCUUGCGUCCUUUCCAGCACAAUGGCCGUUUCCUCGUGGCGAUCUCUACAACUGGAUCGAGGCACUAGACCGGUUUGAUGAAGUAUUGCGCAAGAUCAAUGAGGUAUAUGGUUUAAGUGCUGGUCCUCAGGCUAAGCCUUUUGAUAAUACUGUGCUCGUCGAAGGAUCCUCCAAUCCUGAUGUCGUUGAGCUCGAGGAGCUUGGUCUGGCCGAAGAUGGUGACCAGGUAUUGCUUCAGGCUAUCUUGGCCUUCUCCAGACUUUUACUAGAAAAAUGCGGCAACCGUACCUUGUACAAUAGCACCGAUAGACUGAACGACCUACUGAACACCACUUCUCUGACCACUCUACACGAGACCCUUCGCCUCACACUUGUCCUUGCUCAGCGCUUCGCCGAUCGCGGCCCUCAGUCACCGAGCCACACAUCGUUCUAUCACUUUGACCUGGACAAACUUCAAAAGCUUGCGACCCCUGUCCCUCGAGUGCCUGCAAGAAGAGGUCCGCUGUCACCCGUUAAAACUCCCAAGUCGAAAGAGAAAACUGCACAAGCCAAGCUACGCCGCACUCCAACUACAGCCGACCCGAACGAUUUUCGCGCCUUGGCUCGACCAAGUUCUGCAAAUACUGCCCACGCACAAUCACCAUCCGACGACAGCACUGAAGGAGGCGAUUGGGCGUCCGUAGCUGCAUUAAGAAUUGUCUGGUCGCCUCCAACGGUUUCGACCUCCAGCACGCGUCCAGCAGCCUUCCGUACCACCACCUCAGACUCACCUUCAACCCCAUCACCUCUGCGACGGCACGAGGCUGUUGGCACUGCUGGACCACCGAAAGACAAUGGUCCGACUCGAGCUAUUCCGUCUGAUCAGUCUGAUCUGCGACAGAUCGACCUUGAAGCUUCUGAUCUGAUGAACACUACGGCUGAAGCACUUCUCCAAAAGGAAUCGGAGACAAUGCCAACAACCACCCGCUACGAGUUUCUACACAAGCUCAGAGUGGCUUAUGGAAUGCUAGGCUCAGGCGAGACAAGAAAUCUGCUUCUAUGCAUCCGGCUUGCAGCUCUAGGCGUGGUCAGCCAAGUCUAUUCGGAGGAAGAAUUUACCUCAAAGUAUUUCGAUGGCGACUCAAAUGUGGCUUUACGUCAGCAACUUGUCCAACAACUGGUCGAGUUGCUUCGCGAUCCCAAGAAAGGUUCUGGUCCUUCUCUCUACGUACAAAGUCUAGCUAUGGAGACUUUGGCAAUCUUGUCCAGAUAUCGACAAACCUCAACCGAAAUAAUGUCUUCGCUGGCUCCCAACUCAAGCCAUGGCCUCCUACUCUCGCUCGUGCAGAAAGGUCUUGCAAACAUAGCCAUUGAUGAUGAAGCACUCGGUGACAGUGCAGGCGAUGAAUGGCGACAUGCUGUCUUCAUGCUUUGGGCGAUCUUCGUGACUCAGACUGGCCCACACAACACUCGAUCUACGGAGCAGUUCGUCCACAAGAAUCUCAUUGUAGCUUAUGCGUCAGGUCUGCACAUCACCACCUCAAGAGCUCUUCGAAUUCACGCGUCGAUUCUCAAAUUCCUUGAACAUAUAUUCCAUCACUUCAAGGAUGGUCUCCAAGUGUUAAACUCGUAUGGCGUCUUCACCAUCGCCUGUGAUACCACAGAAAAGCUCAGUAAAGAGGCUCUAGAACUUUACGAGAACGGUGAAGGCAUCUCAGAACAAUGGAAGACCCCAGGUGUGGAUUACAAAAUACCUUACCAGCAACAAUACGUCUUGCGCGAAUUGAUCAUGUUGGUAAAGGACAUUUCCAAGCACCAAGGCAAUCAUGCAGACCGUGCACUCCGUGGCUUCGUGGAUUCAGCGAGCUUGUUGAAUGCCUUCCGCCUAAUUUUGUCUCACAUGGCAGAGUUCGGCUCUCAUACCUGGAGCGAAGUUGUGACGGCGAUAUGCAGCUUUCUCAACAAUGAGCCGACAAGCUAUACAAUUGUCUCAGAGGCUGGCAUCAUCUCAACCUUACUUUCCACAGUUCAACCCCAACAGUCCAUGCAGGAGGAAAGUACAGAAAGUGCCCCUCGUACCAUUUCCACUGUUCCCUCCGAGCCCAAUUUGGGACUCCCUCCAAUCGCAGAUGCUAUUCUGAAUCUAGCCACUUCUUUUGGUGCAAUCUGCUUGACUGAGACAGGACAUCGCCAAUUCGUUGCUUCGAAUGUACUGGGAAAGUUCUUCGAACUUUUCGAGAGUCCGGCGCACGUCAAAGCGAUUAGAGAUAGCAACGUACUCGUCCAGCUUGGUUCCACCUUCGAUGAGCUUGUUCGACAUCAUCCUGCGCUCAAAGAUCUAGUCGUCAGUUCGGUCGUGACAAUGCUUGCGCGAGUACGAUACAUCUGCAAGACGAAAUUCAGACUCAUCGGUGCAGGACCCAAGAUCUGGGUUCAGGACGAUUCUGGCAUAGUAGUUGAUGGGGGCGUGCAAGCACUGAUGGCAGACGACAUGCCUCCCGACGAAAAUUCUGCUUCACAGUUUGCGCCACUUCUUUUGCCCACUAAAGAUACCUUGGACUUUGCGCUACCUCGCCAGACACCAAAAUCGGAUUUGGCGCGGAUCGCCAACGAUGAAGACGCUGACGGAUUGACUGCAUUGGAUUUUGCUCGACCUGUCAUCAGCUUCCUUGCAGCAUUUUUCGACACGAACUUUCUGUGCAAAGAAACAUUGAAUGCUGGUGCCACAGAUCUGAUCUUAGACUUUGUUACCCUCUCGACCCUUCCAGUAAAGGAGGAUGCUUUCUCCGAUGGUUUACUGAUACAGGAUCUGACAACCCUCGUUCGUCAAAUAGCUGAUGAGAAGUCUCACCUAGUUCUGCCACUCCUAGCAGAUCGCGCCAGACACAUAUGCAUGGACGCAUUGACUGACUUCAUCGACUACUGUCCAAGUGACAUGCAAUGCUACUUUGGACAACAUCUGGAAAUCUCGGUACCAAAUUCGGGCAUGGAUGUUGACAUCGCAGUGCCACCAGUAACACAGAAAGUCAAUGGCACAACGCUUGUUCGAGGCUUGAUGAGCAUCUACUGUAUAUCACGUGUGAUUGGCGAGGUGUUCACUCCCCCAUCUUAUGCCACACGGGCACACCACAACAGUGUCUUGACUCAAAUCAAUGUCGCAGACAUUUUAUCAGAGGUUAUCCUUCUUUUUGGAAAAUUGUCAGCUGCUUGCUGUAGGGAAGAGAUCUCUCUUCUAGCACUGAUGCCGAAAACCUGGCUAGAUGCUACGAAACCCGGCAAUUAUUCCACGGGCGACCACGAUGUUGAUACCAUUCUUGACGUGUCAAAUUCACGGCAAGCCGAGCAGGAUGGCUCGACAAAGCCCAGCCUUCCAGACAAUCUCAAGGAUGUUGAGGAAACAGCUGCCUUUCAAAAUCUCAAAACUUUGCGAUAUCUCCUGACAGAGACGCCAGCAGCGAUCUCGACGAUGUUCUCACGUAUUGGCUCAAGCUGCAGCGGACGUAAGAAGCCCGAGACCAUAAUCAAGCAAAAAUUGUACGCAGUUGGUGAGGCCAUAGCACAGGCGCUGACUUGUCAGUUGAAGCCCCCGUUCAUGUCUCAUUUCUCCCGAGGGAGCGAUGACGACCGAAUCAAAGAUUGGCGAUUUAAGUACUUUACAGUCGUCUUAUCCAGACUUCGCGACAGCUUGUGGGAGGACAAUAACAAUGUACCUCCCAAUUCUAUUACUCAGUCAUUCAUUGUGGAUUGCUUUAGACGAGCAGAAGGACUCAGGAACUUGGAUGCCAUAGGCACAGCUUUUUAUGAAGAGCUCAAGUUGUGCCAGGUAGACAAGGCUGUUGUGUUCGCUGCGAAUGCUGGCCUCAAAAUCUGCUUGGAGCUCCUCGAAGAUCUGACACGCCAUGACCUUAUUCAAUCGACUCAGACCGGGUAUAUGAAGAACACUGAUCGCGAGCGCCCUUUCUACUUCAAUCCUAACCAACUUUUGCUGGAAUUGCGUAUGGAGUCGAUGCCACUAACCCGUCGAAUCUGGGAUAGUGAGUAUGCUGAGCAAGCUUCACCUGAUGUCAUUCGUCGACUAGCUGCCAUUCUGAAGCAUACCCUUCAAGGAGACAACGAAGAGAAUGUCGUUAUCAGAGCUGAAGACUUUCCUACACCAAAGCCUCAUGAAAAGCGCAAGUAUGAUCUGGAUAAGACCAAGAUCAAUAUCCUUCGUGAAAAAGGUUUCGCUCAAGAUGUCGCAGAAGAAGCAUUGUAUCGCUGUAAUGUAGCGCAUGCACCACAAAUGCUGAAUGCUGAGGAAUAUUGCAAAGCCUUGAACGACAACCCUGGUCGACGACGACUGCCAAUUCCGGCCAACGAAGUUAAGCACAAAGGUUCGGCCCACGAAACUCCUGUUUCGCGGGUCACCAGUCCGCCUACCACUAUGGACAUUAUCAGCGGGCCUACCACUACUGUUCUUGAAGACAGCAGCCAGGAUGAAGACCUUGUAGACGUGUCCGACAUGAAUCUCAGCAAUGGCAUCUCCAACACUGCAAUCAAUCCGCCUGUGGACGGCUCUAGUCGCUCAAAUGCACGAAGCAUGGGCACAACCUCGUCAGCCAUGGAUCUCAGUGUCAUGCUAAAUCAACCUCGGCCUGCUGGGGUUACUGCACCACGCUUUUCAAAGCAAACUAUUGACGCUGAGCGAGAAUCGAUUCGUGAACAGCUUGCAGAACGCUGUAAUAACAUCCUCAGCAGUCAUCCGAAUCUCAUUUUCGAACUCAACGACCUUCUCGUGGCUGGCGCGGCUAAACUGCACGAAGAGGCUGCAAGAAGCUGGUGGGAGACGGUUACAGAUCUGCUAAUGUCUUCUUUACUGUCUCAGAACAUUGAUGGAGACGUCGACGACAAUCAUGGCAAGAAAAUUGCUGCGACAGCUCAUCUUAUUGGCCUCUUCAGCAACAACGACAACUUCAAAUCAAGCACCCUAAAAGUUAUGCAGGACUCAAUAGACGGUCUCGUGGAGUUCCUGCGAAUAUCUGGGCAAAGUGCUGGUGAUAGCAAGUCAUAUCCUUGGAUUGGACCCAUAUUGCUGAUCGUCGAGAGGAUGCUUGCAGUGGACGCAAGUCCUGAUGAGAUCACUUGGACACCGCCUAACGACGUAGACUCUUACAACGAGCCGAAGCUCACACAUAUCACUGUUGUUGAUACUUCUUCGAAGGAGUUCAUCUUCAACCAGCUCAUGGAAGAAGUUUUGCCCAAGGUUGGUAAGGAUAGUUCAAUGGCCUUUGCUGUUGUCCGUGUACUGGUGAUUUUGACGCGGGAUCGCAAGUUAGCACAGUUGCAGGGCCAGAGACGCAAUCUACAGAAGCUGUUUCUCAUGGUCAAGCAGUUGAGUGGUAGAUGGAUUAUGCGUCUUCAAGGUGCUUUGAUGACGGUCUUGCGUCAUGUCAUUGAGGAUGACGGCACUAUUAAGCAGAUAAUGGGCACCGAAAUAACUUCCUAUUUCAAGAACAGAUCGACUGGGAGGCAACCAGAUCUUUCGAACUACUUGCGCGAUCUGGCCCAUUUAGCAUUACGAUCUCCCACUCUGUUCGUGGAGGUUACUAACGAGAAAGUAAAACUUCUCUCUUGGACUAGUGGUCAACCUGGCGCCAGCUCUACUCUGGGACUUCGCGAUGAAAAGGCUGAGGACAAACCCUCGACAGAGUUGGCUGCUGGAGCGGAAGCUAACACUGCAGAGGAUCCAACUGUGAGCAUUGAAACGAAUGCGCCAGCGGCUACAGAUGAUGACAAGCUGCAGGAUUUCAGAAUUCCGGUCGUUGAACACCCUGAUGGUGUAGUCCAUUUCAUCCUGACCGAAUUACUGGCCUACAAGGAUGUCGAUGAUCAGGAGUCGUCUCCUCAAGGCACGAAAGAUACUGAUACCAGCAGUGCGCUCAACGUCGAGGCAAAGGACGGUCAGAGUGCUUCCGGUGCUCCAAAAACGACUACUGAUAAGUCAGAAAAACCGCGCUUCAAGGCGGACGAGCAUCCCAUCUUCAUGUACCGAUGCUACUUACUACACUGCCUGACUGAGCUUCUCUAUUCUUACAACCAGACCAAGGUGGAAUUUAUCAGCUUCUCUAGAAGAGCCGAUCCUCUUGCCGCAACACCAUCGAAAGCUCGAUCGGGAGUUCUGAAUUAUUUGCUCACUUCACUGGUAUCGUCCGGUUAUGUUGACAAGGACGAAUCCAUAGCCUGCCGAAAGCGAUUGGUAACAUCUGAAUGGGCUAUGAGAGUCAUAGUCGGUCUUUGUGCCAAGACUGGCGAGAAGGGAUCGGGAUCGGCUGGCGGGUCACGCUAUCCCACACAGCCACGUCAGAUCGACGACAGUGGCACGGAAGCAGAUUUGGCUUAUGUCCGUCGAUUUGUGCUCGACCAUGCUCUCAAGACUUUUAGAGACACUACCUCAGCUUCAGACUCGACACAGGCUCGCUAUGGACGAUUGUUGUGUCUUGGCGAGCUGUUCAACAAGCUUAUCACUAAACCAUCAGGUCAAGACGGCUCAGUUCUGUCUAACAACACUUCGUACAAGCGCAUUGCACGCAUGAUGCUCGAGAAGAACUUCAUUGCUAUCCUGACGUCUGCUGUCAGCGAUAUCGAUCUCUCAUUUCCUAAUGCGAAGAAGGUCAUCAAGUUCAUUCUACGCCCAUUGAAGGAGUUGACAGCCACAGCCAUGGACAUCAAUCUCAAUCAUCCUGAUGAAUUUCCCAGAAUCAUCGAUCAGACCACGACCGACGUCCUCUCCGAAGCUUCUUCAGAGGUCUCAGAUGUCGAUGAUGACCGCGAGGAAACACCCGACCUAUACCGAAACUCUGCUCUGGGUAUGUUAGACCCUGCGCGUCAAGACGAGUCAGACAGCGACAACGAAGAAGAAGAUGGCGAGGAAAUGGAUUACGACGACUACGACGCCGAAAUGGAUUAUGACGAAAUGGCGCCACCUAAUGAUGGUGAGGUCAUUAGCGACGAGGAGCUCGAAGAAACACUAGAUGGUCCCGGUAAUAUGGAAGGUCUCCCAGGCGAUGUCCCUAUGGAUAUUGAGUUCGUCGUUGAUCGUCAUCGUCACCAUCACCAUCAUCGUCACAAUCCGGAUGACGAUGAGUCAGAAAGCUCUUCAGAUGACGAGGCUGAGAGCGACGGAGAAGACGAUGCCGAAGACAUUGAGAUCGAGAUGGAAGAUGAUGAGAUCGAGCAUGAAGACUCCGAAGGCAUCGAGAAUGAAGGUGGCGAAGAUGAUUGGGAAGAUGAAGAGGAGGGCCAAGAGGAUGAGGAAGACGAGGACCACGACGAUGGUCAUUUCGACGAAGAUGAACUACCCAUCAUCGGAGCUGGUGGUCGCAAUCCUGCCGCCCACCUCACCGAUCUACUCAGAGAACUCAACGAUGCUGAUUUGGACGACUCUGAUUUGAUUCGUGACACCAACGUCAUUCUGCAAACCAACGAUCCUGACGACGACGACAACGAUGAAGAGGAUGACCCAGACGAAGAUGGUGAUGAAGUGGACGACAACGGGGGCAUGGAAUACGAUCAGCCUUUCGAUAUGAUGCUUGACGGCCCUGAUUAUGACGAGAACGACGAGUGGGGAUGGGAAGAACCUCCUCCGCCAGUCUUUCGACGAGCCAGGCACAAUCGAGCAGGCGGUCUUCCGUCUUUUCUCAGUCGCGGAGUGAUCAAUAUGAGCGACCAUGCCAUGGAACACCACUUGUUGGGCAGUAGACAUCAUCGCCAUGCACCUUCGAGUCGCAACGUUGCCGAGGAUGGAACAAAUCCCUUGCUACAGCGUCCAGACGUUUUAGGGGGUGACUACGAUUCUCAACCUCCUUCAAGUCGAGCCUUCACUUUCGGCAUGCAAGGUCGUGGUGGUGGGGCCGAAGUACCACAGUUCAUGGUGGCCGGUACUGAGGGAGCCCCAGCCAUUGUUACUAUGGGUGGCAACAUGGGCCUCGGUGGCCUCGGUGGCCAUGGUGCAAUCCUCGAUGCUAUUAUGGGCGCGAUUCAGCGAGGCGAUCAAGACUUCUUGCAGAACGGUCGCAUUCAGUUCAAUCUAAAUCCGCCAAGUCUUCGAGAACUAAUGCGACCACCACCAAUGCCGUCGGCCUUCCUGAACAGACAACCAAGAGAAGACCCACAGCGUAGUGCGCAGUUCAUUCCGAUGUCCACUAUCACUAGAUGGCAGCAAGAAAUACAGCUGGUCUUUGGCAAAAAUGCGGUUACUACUAUUCAGCCAAUCCAAACGCACAUAUUCGCUGUUCUGGUGCCUCUCGCUCAACAAGAGGAGAAAGAGAGAAGACGAAAGGCCGAGGAGGAACGCCAAGCAGAAGCUGAACGCGAAGUCCAGCGCAAGGCUGAGGAGGAGCGUAUAAGGAAAGAAGAUGAAGUUCGUCUGGCUAGAGAGAAAGCUGAGGCCGAGGAGAAAGAGCGUGCCGAAGCUGAAGCCCGUGCCACAGAGAACGUGGACAAUGAACAAGGCGAUGAUGUUAUGGAGGAUGUUCAGGCCGAAGAGCCUUCCAACCAAGCAGCACAGGUGCCAGAUCAGCCUACUCGAAGGUACACUACAAUUCGUGGGCGCCAACUCGACAUCACAGGUCUUGACAUUGACGUUGAAUACCUGGAGGCUUUGCCGGAGGAUCUACGAGAAGAAGUCAUUACGGCACAAUAUCAAGUAAGACGUGAGCAGGCACAUGAACAAGGAAACGACGACAGCGCUAUUGAUCAGGAAUUCCUUGAUGCCCUACCAGAAGACAUUCGCGAAGAGAUUCGUGCACAAGAAGUUGCGACUCAGCGGCGUCGUGAACGCGAAAGACUGAGACGUGAAGCGCAGGCUGUGGUUGGCGGUAUUCAGCCAGGAGACAUGGAACCGGACGAUUUUCUAGCAACCCUGGAACCAGCUCUGCGGCGUGCUAUCCUCGCAGAGCAACCACCUGAGAUACUGAAUGCUCUGAAUCCACAACAUGCGGCCGAAGGACGUGCUCAUGCGCGAAGCAUGUUCUACCAAAGAAUGCCGAUGAACCACGAGCUUGAAACUGCAAGAGCUCGACGUGAGCAGGAUCAACGUGACAGCAAGCGACAGCAGAUUGUGCAACUCGUCGACAAAGCUGGGGUUGCAACCCUGCUUCGCUUAAUGUUCAUCCAGCAGCAAGGUUCCUUGAAAUCAAAUCUGCUACAUAUCCUAAGUCAGGUCUGUGGCAAUCGACAGACCAGAUAUGAGGUUAUAAGCUUACUCCUAGUUAUUCUGAAGGAAGGUUCAACGGAUGUGACAGCCAUUGAGAAGAGCUUAGCUAGCUUGUCUCUUCGGGCCAGAGCCAGCGGAUCGCAAAAGACGCCACAGCCUCUGAAGCGAACCUUGUCGUCACAGCCAUAUUCAAGUCUGAGUGAAGAUGUUACCCCAAUCAUGGUGGUACAACAAUGCCUUCACGUUUUGAGCUACAUAUGUCGACAAAACCCCCAUGUCAAAAGUCUUUUCCUGAGAGAAGUUGACGUGACCUCGACGAGUAAGGGCAAGAACAAAACAAAGGGCAAAUUAAAGGAAGUCAAGAAUACUACUCAUCCAGUGAAUGAUCUAAUCAGUCUGCUCGACCGUCAACUCAUCAUGGACAACUCUAGUUGCUUGCAUUAUCUAGCAGCGUUACUCGCUGUGAUCACAUCUCCUCUUGCCAGCCUCAUGAAACAAGAGAAGGAGAGACAACAAGCGGAGAAAGUGCAGAAAGAAGAGUUGUCGAAGAACGAGACCUCAGGUAAUGAAGACAAAACAGCAGAAGCUAAGGGUGAUGUUGCAAUGGAGGAUGCGCCUCAAGCUACGGAGUCGCUCCCAGAAGCAUCGAACAAAGACAAGAGCGAAGUGUCCGAUCAAAGCAAAGCGCUUGAGCAGGAAAAGAAGAGACCUUUUGAGCCGCCAAACGUCACCGAGCACAACCUCAAGCUCAUCACAAACAUCUUCGUUGCACCUGAGUGCGGCAAUGACACAUUCCGUUGUACGCUGGAAACCCUGCAAAGCUUGGCACAUAUCCCUGGCACCAGUGAGAAGUUCGGAAAGGAGCUGACAGGUCAUGUGCAUUCACUGUCAGAAGCUAUCUGUGGAGAACUUGAUGAAUUACUGCCUGCUAUCGAAGAUGCACAAUCCAGUAUGGAUGUUCAGGGCGCGGCUGCGGCGAAGUUCUCGGCAAGCACUUCGGAUCAAGUGAAGCUGCUGAGAGUUCUGCAAGCACUGGAUUACCUCUCUGCACCUAAGAAAGAGGACGACACUGCUUCCGAUCAACCAUCAAAGAGUGUAUUGACACUGUCGUAUGAACAUCUUGGUCUUAGUCCAUUGUGGAGCAAGUUAAGCGAGUGCCUUACAGCUGUGGAGGAGAAAGGCGAUACGAUCAGCUUCGCUAAUAUCUUACUGCCACUGAUCGAGUCGCUCAUGGUUGUCUGCAAGCAUACCACGCUCAAGGAUACGCCAGUUCAGGUCAAAGAGGUGGUCGUGACAAGUCCUAUUGCGCCUACCUACCAGGACGAGCUUGAAGAGUUGUUCUUCAAAUUCACCUCGGACCACCGCAAAAUCCUCAAUGACAUCGUGCGUCAAAGUCCGAAAUUGAUGCAGGGCCAUUUCUCGAUCUUGAUCAAGAACAGCAAGGUCCUGGAUUUCGACAACAAGCGCAACUACUUCAACAAGCAGAUUCAUUCUCGACAUCAUGCACAGCGUCAUCCUCAGCCACCUCUUCAACUCAAUGUUCGUCGCGAGCAAGUUUUCAUCGACUCUUACAAAGCGCUCUAUUUCAAGUCCGCUGAUGAGAUGAAGUACGGCAAGCUCAACAUUCGGUUCAACGGCGAGGAAGGUGUCGACGCAGGCGGAGUCACGAGAGAGUGGUUCCAAGUCCUGGCGCGAGGAAUGUUCGAUCCCAAUUAUGCACUCUUCCAACCAGUAGCAUCAGACAAGACAACUUUCCAUCCCAGCCCGCUGAGUCGAGUCAAUCCAGAGCACUUGCUAUACUUCAAAUUCAUCGGUCGAAUCAUCGGCAAGGCGCUCCAUGAAGGCCGUGUCCUCGAUUGCCAUUUCAGCAGAGCUGUAUACAAGCGAAUCCUCGGUAAGAAGCCUAACCUGAAAGACCUAGAGAGCAACGACGUCGACUACUACAAGUCGCUCGUUUGGAUUUUAGAGAACGACAUUACAGAUAUUCUCACGGAAGAGUUCUGCGUGAUCGAAGAUGAAUUUGGUGAGGAGAAGGUGAUUGAUCUCAUUCCCAAUGGUCGAAACAUUGCUGUCACUGAGGAGAACAAGAAAGAGUAUGUGCAAGCUUUAGUCGAGUACCGCCUCACAGAAUCUGUCAAAGAGCAACUGGAUAGUUUCCUGGGUGGCUUUCACGACAUCAUCCCUGCAGAGCUCAUCGCCGUCUUUAAUGAGCAAGAAUUAGAACUGCUCAUCUCCGGUCUGCCAGAGGUUGAUGUCGACGACUGGAAAGCAAACACCGAGUACCACAAUUACAGCCCUAGCAGUCAGCAGAUUGUCUGGUUCUGGCGAAUCGUCAAAGCCAUGAGUAAUGAAGAACGAGCGAAACUCCUUCAGUUCAUCACUGGCACAAGCAAGGUUCCUCUCAACGGCUUCAAGGAACUUGAGGGUGUUUCUGGAUUGACAAAGUGUAACAUUCACAAGGAUCCUUCUACCAACCGUCUACCAACUAGCCAUACUUGCUUCAAUCAGCUUGAUCUGCCUGCUUAUGAAAGUUUCGAAGUCAUGAAGCACAAUAUCUCGACGGCAAUCAGCCUUGGUGCAGAUUACUUCGGUUUCGCAUAA
Messenger RNA from Lithohypha guttulata, 11886 nucleotides. It is a transcript of the gene TOM1, whose product is annotated as E3 ubiquitin-protein ligase tom1. Lineage: Eukaryota; Fungi; Ascomycota; Eurotiomycetes; Chaetothyriales; Trichomeriaceae. Gene Ontology annotation, biological process: protein polyubiquitination. Gene Ontology annotation, cellular component: cytoplasm. Gene Ontology annotation, molecular function: ubiquitin protein ligase activity. The transcript is spliced from 2 exons. The coding region runs from base 1 to 11886 and encodes 3961 amino acids. The record is from RefSeq and is a predicted model, not a curated record.